Messenger RNA from Talaromyces stipitatus ATCC 10500, 831 nucleotides. RefSeq lists its product as uncharacterized. The transcript has 3 exons. Lineage: Eukaryota; Fungi; Ascomycota; Eurotiomycetes; Eurotiales; Trichocomaceae. The record is from RefSeq and is a predicted model, not a curated record. The coding region runs from base 172 to 831 and encodes 219 amino acids.
GGCAUGAUUAAGUCAGCGAGUUCUGUUAUGAAGUCUGGUGAUCAUCGUGAUUAACUAGCUAAAAAUGAGGGUGUGAUUGGAUUUGAGAUGGAAGGUGCUGGAGAGGGAUAGCCUGCCUUGUGUUAUCAUCAAAGGUGUUUGCGAUCACGCAGACAGUCAUAAGAAUAAGGCAUGGCAAAACUAUGCUGUAGCCACUGCGGCAUCCUAUCAAAGGCUGUCUUCAGCAACAGCCACUUUUAUUAUACCAGUUCUGAUGAGAAUCGAUUUUUAGCAGAAACUACAAGUCAUGCUAAGCCAUCUUCAACGGUCCCCUUUGAGAGAGACGAAAUGUUUGUGGGUCGAGAAGAUAUUAUCAUGAGUAUUGAAGACGCUGUUCAAGAAGGUAGUGGGUGGACUUCUAAACGUGCCGCACUCGUGGGCUUAGAAGGUGUAGGCGAUCGAGUAUACAUACCAUGUUCGAGAAUCUGCGCUAAUACAUGGACAGUCUGGAUUCACGCGAGCAAUACAACGAGAUUUGAGCAAGGGUACCGGGAUAUUGCAACAGUAGCGAAGGUUCCUGGACGGGAUGAUCCAAAAGCUAACAUUCUACAGUUAGUCAAUGAGUGGUUAUGUGAUGACACGAACGGCAGAUGGUCGAUAGUCCUAGACAAUACAGACGAUAUUGAUACAUUUUUUAACACCUCUAGUAAAAGAGUACCUUUAGUGGACCACCUACCUCAUGUUUCCCACGGGUCGAUUUUAGCUACAUCACGAAAUCAGAUAUCAGAUAGUGGCACGGAACAUAGUGGGCGCUCGUGGUCAGGUGAUACAAGUGAAGCCGAUGAGUACUAA